This is a messenger RNA of Ctenopharyngodon idella (grass carp), 4083 nucleotides long. It is a transcript of the gene btr30, whose product is annotated as E3 ubiquitin-protein ligase TRIM7. The coding region runs from base 1613 to 3370 and encodes 585 amino acids. NCBI's taxonomy places the organism in Eukaryota, Metazoa, Chordata, Actinopteri, Cypriniformes, Xenocyprididae. Gene Ontology annotation, molecular function: zinc ion binding; protein binding. The transcript has 10 exons. The record is from RefSeq and is a predicted model, not a curated record.
UACGCAUUUAAACUUUACGUCUCGCUCUGCCACCAAUACAUUUUCUCUGAGCAAAAGUGAUAUUUCUGCAUGGCAUCACUGUGAAAACCCCCUUCUGGAGCUGUUUUUAAGAGUGUAAGAAAAUUAUCUCUAUCUGCUGCCUCAUUUUCAGUCAAAGAGGGUCAAUGAAUGCCAAGAACUUGCUUUUGUUGAAACUCAAUAAAAUUUCUCAUUUUUUGAAACCAUGGUGCAUCAAUCACAAGAAGCUCUGAUUUAAUUUGAUUUAAUAUUUUAUUUUUGAAAGAUAUUGGGUUUCCAAUGCCUAUUUUUGAGCUUUACCGAGACAUAGUUUGUUGCAAUAUUGAGGUGUUCAAUUUUAAUUUAGAAAAUAAACACGUCUCUUCGGUGGUGAGAACUAGCCGACGCUCAGUAUGAGCUAAAUCCUGUUAAAUGAAGUACUGUUAAAAACAGAUACUUUUAGACUUUUACUUGUUGGAAUUGGUGACAUGAAGUCAGUUUUAUUUAUAAAUCACUUUAUUCAAUACAGAUUGUUUCAAAGCAGUAAAAAAUAUCAAUGAUCUAAACAGAAUUCACUUCAGCUGUAAAGCAGCUCUGAAAAUACAAUCAUAAACUUUGAAAUUAUUCAGUUGAAAUCAGUUCAGUGUAGAUUCAGUUUGGUUUAAGGUGAGUUCAGUUCAUCGACAGUGAAAGUGACACGUGAAGGCCAAGUAUGGUAACCUGUACUCGGAAUUUGUCCUCUACAUUUAACCCAUCCAUAUACACACAUUAGAAGUAGUAAGUAGUGAACACACACACACACACACACACACACACACACAGCAGGCAGCCAUUCACUGCGGCGCCCAGGGAGCGAUUGGGGGUUCGGUGCCUCAGUCAUUUCCUGCCGGUAUUGAGAAUCAAACCCGCAACCUCCGGGUUACCUGAUCUGACUCUCUCUCCGUUAGACCACGACUGCCCCUAUAAAGCAGUUCUGUAGUAAACCGUGAUGUCAUCCGUCCAGCUCAGUUCAGUUCUCAUACAAUAGUGUCAAUGAUAUUGUUGAAUAUUAAGUGACCCCAUCUAAGCAAGCCAGAGGCGACAGUGCAGGAAACCAAACUCCAUCAGGUGACAGAAUGGAGAAAGAAACCUUGGGAGAAACCAGGAUCAGUGGAUCAGUUCUCCUCUGGCCAACAAACGAACAAACAUGGUGUGGUUUAAUUCCAGUCUGAAUCAAGUCAGAUUGUGGAUUUAUAUCGUUCAGAAUAUUUCAUCCAGUUCCUUCUGCUUGAAGAUUGGGGUCUUCUUGUCACUUGUUUUUGUAGAAAGGGUUAAUCUACGCCUCUGCUGGAAGGCAUUCAAAAUACCCUGCGCUCAAACAUCUUUCCACACUCCUGUUUCUCUCGUGUGUUUUCUCUGUCUCUGACACACACUAGUCCAGCCUGUCAGACUUACUCGACUGCUUUCGGCCAAUCCCUCUGUGUGUGAAACACGCUCAACGGGACAGACUCACAACACCAUGAACAGAGACACCAGCACGCUGACAACGACAUUCACUGGACAACAGUAGCAGGAGAGGCAUCGUUUCAUAUUCAACAGAACAUCACAGGUACAGCAAAGGCUGCAGGAGUAUCAGAUGGACAGCGAUCUUUUCUCCGAGCAGGAGCUCACCUGCUCCAUCUGUCUGGAUCUCUUCAGCCAGCCGGUUUCCACGCCAUGCGGCCACAACUUCUGCCAGGGCUGCAUCGGCGGCUACUGGGCGUCCAGCUCCAUCUCCAGCUGCCCUUUGUGUAAACGGGUGUUUGAAGAACGUCCCGAGCUGAGCAUAAACCGUGUGUUUGCACACAUUGCCCAGAAGUAUAAAGAGAUGCACUACGGUGGGCCUCCUCAAGCCAAGCCGCGACAGAAAGCCGCUAUGACCGGAGCUUCGCUCUCUGAGGGCGAGCAGAUCUUAUGUGACGUCUGCAGUGGCAUGAAGAGGAAGGCCGUCAGCUCCUGCCUCACGUGCACAGCGUCGUACUGCGAGAUUCAUGUUCUGCCGCACCAGCAGACGCCGUUCUACGCGUCCCAUCGGCUGCUGGAUCCACACGAGGCCCUGCGAGGCCGAACCUGCCAGGAACACGGCCGACUGCUGGAGGUUUACUGUCGCACGGAUCAGAAGUGUAUCUGUGCCAUCUGUGUGCUGGAGGAGCAUCGCACACACACUACAGUUUCAGUGCAGACCGAACGCGCCAGCAAACAGAGACUCCUGGGAAGAACAGAACUGGACCUUCAGACAUGUAUUGACAACAGAAACGCUCAGCUGACUGAGAUGAAGAGCAAACUACACGCCCUGCAGAGCUACUCUCAGGCCGAGCUGUCCGAGGUGGAGCAGCUGCUGUCUGACGUCACACACUCCGUCCAUCGCAUCCGCACCGAGCUGGUGGGCGGGAUCGAGGAGAGGAGAGAGGCUGUGAUUGGCCGAGGACAAAGCAUCGUCUCCCAGCUGGAGUCAAAGUUAGCGCAGCUGCAGGAGCGCAGGGGUCGACUGGAGGCGCAGGCUGUUUCAGAUGAUCACAUCGGCUUCCUUCAGAGUUUUGAGGAAGCCAACAGCCCCUUGCAGGACUCAGACAUGGAUCUGCAUGAGGUGGAGGAAAUGACGCUACACUUCUCGCUCGGGGACGUGAAAGCAGCUUUAGGAGAGAUCCGUGAGCGACUGGACGACAUUCGUGCCGGAGAAGUGCACUACCGACACUCUGUGCCUUCGUUAGCAGAGAGUGAGAGUAUGAUGAGCGUCCGGUCUCUCAGGAGGAAGGAAUGGUCACUGAAGGAUCUACGGAAAUUAAAAUUGGGACACAAGAAGGUUAAAGGUUAUCUUGAGGAUGUCACACUGAACCCAACCUCAGCUUACCCGUUCCUCAUCCUCUCUGACGACCGCAAGCAGCUGAAGCGCGGCGAGAAGCUGCAGUUCUACCGGAACAGCCCGCAGCGCUUCGACGUCUGGUCCUGCGCGCUCGCCAAAGAGGGAUACGAGUCUGGACGCCACUACUGGGAGGUGAACGUUGGUGAAAAUAAGGACUGGAAGUUGGGAGUCGUGCGUGAAUCUGCGCAGAGGAAGGGUCUGUUCGACAUGACGCCCGCUAUCGGAUACUACGCGCUCUGGUGGAGCGGGAACCACUUGCGCGCUCUGACCGCGCCGCCGCUGGCCAAGGUUAAAGUCACCGGUCACUUACGGCGCAUAGGCGUCUAUCUGGACUGUGAGGAGGGUCAGGUGAUCUUCUACAACGCCAAGACCGGAUCGGAGCUGUAUUCAUUCGCGGCAGAGUUCUCAGAGAAGAUGUUCCCGCUCUUCGGCACCGGCGACAAGGAAGUUCCGCUGGUGUUGAUGUCUCCGUUCCUCAGCGUCCCGGAGUGAGCACGAGCGAAUCCUGGACAUCUGAUCGCCUUUGUGUUUUACGAGAAUUUAAUAAUAUAGGAAACAAAGACUUUGUGGUUUAUUUGUAGCUCAAGGUUUAGGGAAUGCAUAAACUAUGAAGUGAAAUGAAGUUAAAUGUGAAGUUUAAAUCAAGUGAAGAUAAAUUAUUCUCUCUCUCUCUCGGCUGCCUGAGAUAACAUCCCACAGAAGUUAUAGAUGCUGAAAUCAUAAACUGUUCACAAGUUAGGAAUCACUAAAACAUUUUUGUGUUUGAAUGAAAUUGAUUCUUCUUUCAGUAAAGUAGGUUUUAACUGAUAAAAUACAAUCAAUCUUUAAAUUAUUAGCAAAAGUCUUUCUUGAAGAAAGCAAACUGUAAUUAUGUAUGCCUACAGAAAGAGAGAGAGAUCAUGAAGCACUGGAUUCCUCUAGAGAAAGAUGUUCUUCACAGUCGCUGAACAGCAGCUUUACAGUGAAGAGAAGAUCAUUCACAGGCACAUGAGGAGGGUAGAACGGGCCAAAGAAUGAAAAGAUUUCAUGGUAAACUAUUUUUAUGAUGGAUGGAUGAGUCUGAGGUGCUGAGGUCUCAUGGGAACAGUCUGAUUGUAAGUUUCCAUGAGAAGUGCACUAAAGCAGGAGAAACGGAUCAUUAUCCAGUCCUGCUGUCCUCUUGAACACACAUUCAUUCCCAAUACACACAUAUGUAAUAUUAUCAA